Messenger RNA from Synchiropus splendidus (mandarinfish), 4422 nucleotides. RefSeq lists its product as uncharacterized. The transcript has 5 exons. The coding region runs from base 305 to 1102 and encodes 265 amino acids. The record is from RefSeq and is a predicted model, not a curated record. Lineage: Eukaryota; Metazoa; Chordata; Actinopteri; Syngnathiformes; Callionymidae.
AAGCGAGGAGUCCGGUCGCAGCUAUACAUGAGCUGCUCGGGUGUUUUUUUUUAUCAGGAGGAUUUCAGAAGAGAUCAGCUGCUGUUCGCGCUAUUCAAGAAGAGUAAAGUCUCAAUGGGGUAUUGAUACUGCAGUUCAUCAAAGUGGUCACUUGGUGGGGCGCUAUUACACAGGAAGUGCAGGUAAAAUCCAGAGAAGAAUCUUCCGUCACGUGAACAACUUCUUCCCCUCGGCCGUCAGAGUGAUGAAAUCGUGAUCACCCCUUGUUGUUUCACUAUCGCAGUGGGUGGGAUCCUCACUGACCAUGGCAACAAAGCUGAUUCUGAUUCUGACCUGCCUUCCAUCCGCCGCCGCCGCCGCCGCCAACACCUCCGGAAGUCGUCACCAACAACCGGAAGGCUCGAGCCCGGGGAUGGCCAGUGUGGUUGAAGUGGAGUGGGACUUCGUCUUUUGUGGAAACAGUUACUAUCGCACGUUUAUCGAAAGGCCCCGACAGCGCGGCGGCCAGGCGCCGCCUCUGAGGACGGUGAAAGUGAUGCUGCUCGGUAACGGACCGUGGAGGUUCCAGGUUUGGGAGGCGCUGAAGGAUGUUACCGAGUCCAUAGACUUUAUGCUCCUCUUUCAAAUCUUAACCAAGUUUUUCCGGGGCAAAGAAAAAGAGUCAGACUUGCGGCUGGCCAUGAUGGACAUUAUCCCUCCCUCGCCAAAUCCGGAAAUCCUCAAGAACCUCUCCAUGGAUGAAAUCCAUGUGAUCGUGCUGGUCGUGAGAGCAGAUCAGCCUCCAGACAUGGCUCCUCUGGUGCAGCGGGUUGAGCAUUGGUUUGGUCCAGAGUGGCACUGUCACACGCUGGUUGUCUUCACAAACGCAGUCCAGCUUAAGAAGUCUGGCCUUCGUCCGGUGGAUUACUUUGCCAGCAUGCCGGAUCCAAUAAGAGCGCUGGCGCAGCGGGUUGGUGGCGGGUACUUGUUUUUCGAUCACCAUGGCGGAUGGCCCUGUGUCGCAGGCCGAGCGCUCAGAGAGCAUCUGUUCCAAGUGUCUGCUCAGAACCAUCAUAAAGCUCUGAAGAUCAUAUGCUCAAGCGAGGCGUCUCACUUUGACUGAAUUAACUGGAGUGAAAACGUCUCUAGCGUGUUAUCUUAAACAAGAUCGCAAUGUCCGCAAAAGCUUUUCUAACAUGUGCCUGUCCUACUUCCUGUUUACAUCCGGGGAAGCCGUCUUGUAAUAUGGGUGGUACAGAUUUCCAAGGUAAACCAUUUCGUCCUUUGAUCCUGAAAACCGAAGCAGCGUUUCUCAUGAACUAGAGCUCAGGUGGAAACAAACUGGUUUUCAUCUGGUUUUAUUUAGUUCAAGCAGUGAGAGCAUACAUCCUGUCUGCAUCAGGUUAUCUGAUGGUGCAGUUGUUGAGGGACGGAGCGCGGCAGAGACCCUUUCCCUUCACCUGGAAACCACAGCCCUUAAAGUUGGCCACGCCCUUGCCGUCUACCUUGAGGUCCGGCCGAAGAAGCUCCCAAACUCUCUGCUUGGACUGCAGCUCUUUGUCUGGCUCUCCUGCGUGAAGAUAUUUUCCCAGCUCAGUUUUCUGUUUUUUUUGUUUGUUAUUGCCACAGAGGUUACCGGGGUAGUCGAGGCAGGUGACUCUGUCUCCGGGCGAGGAGCCUGUGGGCGGAGCCAGCAGCUCCACGGCGUCCUCCGAAUCACAGCAGCAGAGCAGUCGGGCCUGGGAGACCACGCCCUUCAGUUUACAGGCCUUGACGUUGCACAGCAACACGGCGAGAGAACCUUGGAGCUGUGAAGGAGAAUAUUGGAUUGACUGUCGAGAACAUUCAUGGUCAGAGAAGAAAACAUUGGCACAUAAUCAUUACGCAGACUAAUGCAUUGGUAACCUGUGUACGGCAGAAUAUCUCUUCUAUUGAGUCUCUUAUAUCUUAGUCUCUUAGACUUAUUCUGUCUUUAAUCCUUCAUAGAAGACUCCACCUUUCUAAAAGAAAUUCAAGCUUGAUCUUCCUUGUGACAAGGAUUAUGUAAUAACCAAAGUGGCAGUAACUUGUUUGGUAACAUGUUACUUUUUUCCUGAAUGUACCAUGUUUUAAUCAUGUGAUCCAGUGUUUUUGAAACUUUUUUAAUCCGCGGCACACUUGGUUUGAAAAGUUGUAGCUACCAACUGUCGGCUAAUUUUGACAAUUUGUGGAAACUAAUCGCAGAAAAUGACAUUGUUUAAACAUGUCUGGGUUAUAUGGCAAAAAUAUAUCAUGAUUUCUUUUUUUAUUUUAUUUUAAACAAACUUUUGAUUUCACCAUAUCACGCUUACAUGAUUUUGUUAUAGUUUGGGGAUUCAUUCAUUUCUGCAGCUUCAAAACAACAAUGAAUCGUCUCUUCACAUUUUGGAAUGCAUUUGUUUGGUACUGCAUCAACGUUUUUGGCAAAGAAAACUUUUGCUCGUCUACGAUUUUUUUUGAGACGUCACGAUAGCUGUUAGCUCUCUUAGCUCUGCGGUGCAGAGUCUUUGACGUUGCAGGGCCGACAAGGAAGGCUCCAUCCUUCUGUUGUGAAGGUGAGAGGUCAAGUUAGAGGUGCAUCGGGUUUAGAGAAAACAACUGGAAGUUGCACAUUUGACCAGCUUCUUCGCUGUAAAUGUGUGUGGGAAGACGAGCGGGCAACACGUCAGUAUAGUGCAUAGAAAGAUUCUGACCAAAUCCAUGUAGUGUUGUCCACCUCUAACUCUGUACAAAUGAGGUGAAACUGGGUCAUUUCCCGCAGCUCACCGGUUGAAAAACGCUGCUGUAAUCAUUCACGUCAGUAUGCAGAUGGAUGUGUUGUCAUUGAUGUUUUCACUAGCAAAUGUAUCAAAUUAUUAUGUAGUAAAUGUGUAAUUGCACGUUCUUCUCAUUCUGUUUAUUACAUGUUGUUUCGUUAUUACAGGGUGUUGUUGCACUUUAGGAACAAAUUGAUCUAUAAAUCUCCCACACCUUUGUCCCUUCACUUGUGAAGAAGGCCCUCAGAUGAGGCUGUAAAAGUGAGAGUUACCUCCUCCAGUGUCACUUCCUCUUCAUCUGUUUUCCUCCCGAGUUUGCUGACCACUGUCCGAGGACCACUCUCACCAACGUCCACCUCCUGGACCAGCAAAGCCUCUGCUAGCGGAUGUCUGCGAACGCUCAGUAUCCGCCCGACUCUGAGGUCCAAACGUGACACAUCAACUGGAAGGUCCACCUCCAGAGAGACUGAGGCAGGGCGACCUAGAAGAGAGCAGGGUUAAAGACUCAGUUGCUCGUUCCAUUCCUUGUCUCCCCGCUCGUCUCACCUCGUCGUUCUCCUCUCCUCCGUCGAUUCUGUCUGUCUCUACAAGCGUCUGAUGGCAGUGACGUGGAAGAUGUUGCCCCUGCAGGGGAGGAAGUCACUUUGGCAGGUGUGCUGGGAGCAGAGCUAGUGGUGGAAGGAGAUGAGGCUGCAGGGUGCGGUGCCUUUGCUAGGAAAGAAGAUACUUCAAAGUGAAUUUGGAGCUUGAAAUAGGGCCAAGAUAAUAUUUAUUUACUGCUGCGCCGUCUCUGUUUGUCCUGCAGCUGACGUCUCAGAUCCUCAAUGUCUUUCUUCAGUUUGGCGUUCUCCACCAGCAGCUUCUUCUGCUCCCUGACUGACGACUGCAGGACUGAAGCAUACACUGUUUUUAUAGAUCCACAAGUUGCUGUUUGGUCAACACAUGUAGCUACAGCUAUGGUGGUAUUUUGGAAAAAAAUCUAAUAUUUUGACUGUGUCUUUGAAAGGUGGUGAAGAAGCAAGUGCAGUCAGGGUGGGGGCAACAAAAUACAGUAAUAAUAUUUGAACUACACAUUGUCUCCGGUGUGUGUCACAAUGUAAUUUGACAUUUUAUGUCAGUCGUUUUUUUAUUUUCAUUAGUUGAUUUGAAAUCUACCUCAGUUUUCAGUGUUAAAUCUUUAACUUUAACCUCAACUUCAGCAUCUAUUGUCAUGAUUCGCUUUUAUUUUUGUCUGUCACUUCCGUUUUUGCUUUUCCGUUUCCCUCGGUUGUUGGAGCGUUGCCACAGUCAUGGCACGUGGCUGGUGCUAAUCUACAAAUCAUCAUCGCAGCUCGCUUCAAGCGCCUUGGUCCCAGCAACGUGUGUCAGAUCGAAUCCAUUCGUCCGUUCAUUCAUUAUGUCCGUUAUGUUCCUUGUUCUCCCGAUUCGGUGACGCUUUUUGUUUGGAUUAUUUUCGAUUGUUUUAUUUUCAUUGUACGAGUCUCAAGUAAAUAUUGUAUUGAUUCUCAGACGUGUCGUUGUCUCCCCAUCCAAGCAUUUGGGGUCCGCUCUGCUCGGCUUCAAAACAUCUAUUUUAGCAUGAUUAACGUCUAUAAUUCAGUCAAAGUCUUACGUGCUUUCUCUCGGGUCAGAAGGGCAUGAGUUUUAAAAUACUCCAUGAUCUUCUCUC